This is a messenger RNA of Perognathus longimembris pacificus (Pacific pocket mouse), 4584 nucleotides long. RefSeq names its product KIAA0319 ortholog. The record is from RefSeq and is a predicted model, not a curated record. Gene Ontology annotation, biological process: neuron migration; negative regulation of dendrite development. Lineage: Eukaryota; Metazoa; Chordata; Mammalia; Rodentia; Heteromyidae. The transcript has 21 exons. The coding region runs from base 421 to 3654 and encodes 1077 amino acids. Gene Ontology annotation, cellular component: cytoplasmic vesicle; plasma membrane.
UUAGAGGUCUAGGCUGUUAGGGCCCUUACACAAUGACAGAGAUCAAUGCUAUACCUUUUGGGCCUAGAUUUUAUAGGCGUCCUUAGUCCCAUAAGUUUGUCAGCACUCCCUGAACUUCUCUGGGUAUUGGGAUCCACAGUUUUUCAUCUGUCUUUUCUGCUUCCUGUCAUUUCUGUCCCUACUGCUCCGGAACUCUUCAGAUGCAUUCUUGCUGACAAGAUACAAGCUGCUGCCUUCACCAUCGCUAUUGUCCUGAUACCAUUUCUGCAGUCAUCUCUUCAUAAUGCAAGCUCAACCAAGUCUAUGAAUGACAAAGAUCAAAAGUAGUUCUAGAGGCCAGAUCUGACUCCUAAAAACAUCAGAGGGAGCCUGUGCCAAAUCUUUCCCCUGGAAGCCUGCCAACAGCUUGUUUGAGGCAGAAUGGCAACCCUCACAUUUGUGCUGCUGGUGGUGACCAUUGCAGGUGGUGCCUGUCAGCAGUGCAGUGAGGGGAGGACCUAUUCCAAUGCAAUCAUUUCACCUAGCCUGGAAACCAUUAGAAUCAUGCGGGUGUCGCAGACCUUCUCCAUGGGUGACUGCACGGCCGCUUGCUGUGGCCUGGCCAGUUGUGACCUGGCUUGGUGGUUUAAGGGCAGCUGCUACCUGGUGAGCUGCCCCCACAGAGAGAACUGUGAACCCAAGAUGGGCCCCGUCAAAUCGUAUCUCACCUUUGUGCUCAGACCUGUCCAGAGACCCGCACAGCUGCUGGACUAUGGAGAGAUGAUGCCCAACAAGGAUCCCCCUUCUGGGGUGUGGGGGAACACACUGGAGGAUAUCAUGCAGGACUUACCCUUUUUAGGCAAAGACGGGGGCCUGGAGGAGACCACAGAAUACCCUGAUGACUAUAGCCAGCUGGAGCCGGGCUUUCUCCAGCCAAUGGGCAAGCAGGAUUCCAGAGGGAGUGCUGAGUACCCGGACUGGAGCCUGCUGCCUGGCGACCAGGAAGGUUCGAAUGCAUCUGCUGUUGGAGACGGCCUUAUGGCUUCCGCGGAGAAGCCCCAGGACCCAGAACCCGGUGACCUGGAUCCACAGGCGCUUAGGGAGACAGCUUGGACUCCUGUCCCCAAGCACUAUGCAGACAGCAGCACUGUCACUUUGCUCCUCUCGGUGAGCUCUCCAACUUCAGGAGGGGUUCUAGAGAAAGAAGAAGAGGCUUUCCAGCAUCCAGAACGAGGGAGCAAGACCUCUGGGAAAGAGGUUCUAAUACCUUCCCAUAAUCCUCCUCCCGCCAGCCUGGAGUCCAGCUCAGCUGCCAUGGAGAAAAGCCCAGGCCUCACAGUUACUCUGGGGAAUACAGAACACAGCAUUCCAACACUUGCCCCUAGCACUGCCCCUUCUGGGUCCUCCGCACCUGAGGGACCCCUACCUCUUCCCACUGCUUCCAGGACAGUGAAAGAACUUACCGUGUAUGCUGGAGAUAACCUAAUGAUAACCUUUCCCAACAAUGAAGUUGAACUGAAGGCUUUUGUUGUGCCAGCACCCUCUGCACAAACAGACUACAACUAUGAAUGGAGUUUAAUAAGUCAUCCUGGAGACUACCAAGGUGAAAUAAUACUAGGACACACACAAACUCUUAACCUCUCUCAAUUGUCAGCAGGACUUUAUGCCUUCAAAGUGGCUGUAUCUAAUGACAGUGCCUUUGGGGAAGGAUUCAUCAAUGUCACUGUUAAACCAGCUGCAAGAGUCAACCUGCCACCUGUAGCAGUUGUUUCUCCUCAAAUUCAAGAGCUCUCUCUGCCUGUGACAUCGGCCCUCAUUGACGGCAGCCAAAGUACAGAUGAUACUGAGAUCGUGAGCUACCACUGGGAAGAAGUUCACGGGCCCUUCCUGGAAGGGAAGCUCUCGCUCGACUCCCCUGUCUUGCACCUGUCUAACCUUCUCCCUGGGAACUACACUUUCAGGCUAACAAUUACAGAUUCAGAUGGAGCCACUAACUUUACAACUGCAGCCCUGAUCGUCCACAGUGCUAUGGACAAUCCACCUGUUGCCAAUGCAGGACCGAAUCAGACCAUAGCUUUGCCCCAAAACUCCAUCACUUUGAACGGAAACCAGAGCAGUGAUGACCACCAGAUUGCCCUCUAUGAGUGGUCCCUGAGUGCCAGCAGCAAGAGCAAAGAGGUGGCCAUGCAGGGAGCACAGACUCCCUACCUCCAUUUGUCUGCAAUGCAGGAAGGAGAAUAUACGUUUCAGCUGAUGGUGACGGACUCUUCAGGACAGCAGUCCGUGGCUUUGGUCACUGUGAUUGUUCAGCCAGAACACAACAGGCCUCCAGUAGCUGUGGCUGGCCUAGAUCAGGAGCUGGUCUUCCCUGUGGAAAGUGCCACCCUGGAUGGGAGCAGGAGCAGUGAUGAUCACGGCAUUGUCUUCUACUGCUGGGAGCAUGUCAGAGGCCCCAGUGCAGUGGAGAUGGAAAAUGCCGACAGAGCUGUAGCCACUGUGACUGGUCUUCCGGUGGGCACGCACCACUUCCGGUUAACAGUGAGAGACCAGCAAGGCCUGAGCAGCACGUCCACCCUGACCAUAGCAGUGAAGAAGGAAAAUAACAGUCCUCCCCGAGCCCAGGCUGGCGGCAGACAUGUUCUCGUGCUUCCCAAUAAUUCCAUUACUUUGGAUGGUUCAAGGUCUACUGAUGACCAAGGAAUUGUAUCCUAUCUGUGGACCCGAGAUGGCCAGAGUCCAGCUGCAGGAGAUGUCAUCGAUGGCUCUGACCACUGUGUGGCACUACAGCUCACAAACUUGGUGGAGGGCGUCUACACGUUCCACUUGCGAGUUGCCGACAGUCAGGGGGCCUCAGACACAGACACAGCCACGGUGGAAGUGCGCCCAGACCCCAGGAAGGGUGGACAGGUAGAACUGAUCCUGAACGUCGGCAUUGAGCAGCUGACAGAGCAACAGAAGGACACCCUGGUGAGACAGCUGGCGAUGCUUCUGAACGUGCUGGACACCGACAUUAAGGUGCAUAAGAUCCAGGCCCACUCAGAUCUCAGCACCGCCAUUGUGUUUUCUGUACAGAGUGGGCCACCUUUCAAAGUGCUCCAAGCCACAGAUGUGGCUCAAAAUCUGCACAGGCGUCUUUCCAAGGAGAAGGCGGAUUUCUUGCUUUUCAAGGUCUUGAGGAUAGACACAGCAGGUUGCCUUCUUGAAUGUUCUGGCCAUGGUCACUGUGACCCCAUCACAAAGCGCUGCAUUUGCUCUCGGUUGUGGAUGGAGAAUCUUAUUGAGCGCUACAUCUGGGAUGGGGAGAGUAACUGUGACUGGAGCGUAUUCUAUGUGUCAGCACUGACGCUCACUGCAAUGGCAGGCACCGGAGGGCUGACGUGGCUUUGCAUCUGCUGCUGUAAGAGACGGAAAAGGACUAAAAUAAGGAAGAAAACAAGGUACACCAUCCUAGACAACAUGGAUGAACAGGAAAGAAUGGAACUGAGGCCCAAAUACGGUAUUAAGCACCAAAGCACAGAGCACAACUCCAGCUUGAUGGUGUCGGAGUCUGAGCUUGACAGUGACCAGGAUACCAUCUUCAGUCGAGAAAGGAUGGACAGAGGGAACUUGAAGGUUUCCAUGAAUGGUUCCAUCAGGAAUGGAGCUUCCUUCGGUUAUCGAUCCAAGGACAGAUAAGGGGGCAGCUGGAAGUUGCUGGACAGACCCACAGGAAUCCACAACUCCAGGACCAGUCACAGGGAGCUAAACCACAGAAGCCAGUCUCAUUAGCAUACGCUUCAGCAACGUUGCACAGUGGCUGGAUGUGGUCCACAUACUUAAGGAUGUGGCUUCUUGGAGUUUUUGAGACACCAAACCAAAACAAAACACUGGGAGGCUUCUGGAUAGGAAUAAAGGCAGCAUAGUGUGUCUGUCAGGGGCGCUAUAUUGUAAUGCCCAAAUGAAAACAAAGGUACCACCUGUUACUAUCCCCAGACACUUAGGGAAGUAAGUUCAAGGCUUUAAGGAGGACUGAUGUCCCUCUCCUGUGAUUGCUUUUCAGUACAGCCAUCAAAUGUGGUCUUUCUUGUAAGACCUGCCAAGUUAGAAUGAGGCAUGAACCGUCUCUGGGCAGGGAGCUCUGUGGGCUGUAUGUGACACCCCCACAAGGCAACCCCCCAUCCCCAGUUUCACUGCUUUGCUUAUGAUCAAUGACCCCCCAUGCUGUCUUGAAAGUAGCUGGUGGAAGCUCAUGAGCUAAGUUAGAAUUGUGUUCCAAGGCCAGUAGGCAUCAGAAAUGAUAGCAAGGUUCAAAGUCGAAGACAGCAUUGAACAUUCUUUGUUAUUUUUCUAAGAAAAAAAACCUCACAAGAAAAAAAAAAAUCAACCUCAUGGAGGUCUCUCCCAGUCCUGUUUUACAUUAAGCACAGUAACAAGUGGCUGAAUUCAUUCAACAUUUAUUGAGUAUGCACUAUAGGCCUUCCAUAGAUCAGGGAAGCAACUUAGCAAUUCUGUAUAUAACCCCAAAUACAGUCUCAAAGAAAGUGGUAUGGCCCUGAAGCUCUGACCUUCUACAAAUACCCCCAGAAUCUGUGGACAUAACAUAUUCAGUUCAUACAUUUAAAAAGA